CUGCAAACAUUUUUGAACAGGUCUUACUAGCUAGCAAGAUUGCUGCAGUGAGAUAGAUAAUGCCCACAAAUUCCACUCACAACCAAUACAUCUCUGCCUUUCCCUUUGAUGGCUGAUUGGCCUUCCAUAUUUAUAUAGUUUAGUAAACAAAAGUGAAUGAAGACUUGGCCUUUAUUCUAUAAAGUCAAAUGCAAACUCAUGCCAGAUGCGAUAUAUACAUUGGAAUUGGAAUUGGAAGUGUAGCAAUUGUGCCUGCUAUUCCAAGUAGCAAAAAAAUGAAUAUUUUCAUAGCCAUCUUCUCCUCCUUUCUCUUCUUCUUGUCAUUCUCAUACCUUGCAAGCAGCAGCAGCAGCAGCUCCUCAGAAAAUUGCUUGCAGGAGGAUGUUUGCUUCAAGGGCGAGCCAAACAUUAAAUUCCCCUUCGGGAUAACAAAAAGCCAGCCACAGUCAUGUACUUAUCCGGGGUUUGAACUAUCCUGUGACAUCACCAACCAAACAAUCCUCAACUUCCCAUAUUCCGGAGAUUUCACUAUCCAAGGCAUAGACUAUGCGGAACAACAAAUAUGGAUCAACGAUCCAAACAACUGCCUCCCGCAGCGAAUUCUGACGCUCAACCUCUCGGGCUCUCCAUUUCACGGCGUGACAAACGAAACCUUCACGUUCUUCAAUUGCUCGCUGGAUUAUUUGAAGUACAAGCUCAACCCAAUUGCUUGCCUCAGCGGUUCUACGUACACAGUUUUUGCUACCACUUCUACCAAGGUGAUUGAUUAUUUGUCGUCUUCGCCCACAUGCAAUCGAACUGGUACCUUUGUUGUUCCGGUUGAUGUUCCGUUGUACGACGAGGUUAUGUCGUCGGACCUGACUGAUCAUCUCCGGCUGACGUGGGACAUGCCCGGGUGCGGCAGGUGCGCGGCGCGUGGUGGCCAGUGUGGGUUCAAGACCAAUUCAAGUCACCAAGUUGUUUGCUCAAACCUUCCUCAACGAGGAAUUCCAAGGAGCGCCCGGUAUGCCAUUACUGUGGGUGUUGGAGUGCCAGCAAUCUUGUGCAUUUUGGGGCUUUUAUGUUGUGUAUGUAGCAAGGUCAAGUCUUUCACAAGGGGACGCAGAACUCUGCCGGAAUUUAAUUCCAUAGUGGCUCCACAGCCCACUGUCGUUAUGGGCCUCGAUAGGCCCAGGCUCGAGGCCUACCCGAAAAUCAUCCUUGGCGAAAGCCGGCGACUACCAAAGCCCGACGAUAACACGUGCCCGAUAUGCUUGUCGGAGUACCGGCCCAAGGAGACAUUGAAGACCAUACCCAAAUGCCAACAUUGCUUCCAUGCUGACUGCAUUGAUGAAUGGCUUCAAAUGAAUGCUACCUGCCCUAUUUGUAGGAAUUCUCCACCAUGACACCAACCUCACAAUGGAUGUUUCAUAGCAUUUUUCUGCCAAAUCUUGUGCCCUUUCUUUUUCCCUAAAAUUGUACAUAAUUCUUUUUUUGUUUUUGUUUUUGUUUUGUGUGUGUGAAUGCAAGUUGAUUAAGAAAGUAAUCAAAUAAAAAUAAAAGGAGCACCAACUCUUUUUAAAA
Messenger RNA from Prunus persica (peach), 1563 nucleotides. RefSeq names its product putative RING-H2 finger protein ATL21B. The record is from RefSeq and is a predicted model, not a curated record. The coding region runs from base 189 to 1385 and encodes 398 amino acids. Lineage: Eukaryota; Viridiplantae; Streptophyta; Magnoliopsida; Rosales; Rosaceae. Gene Ontology annotation, molecular function: polysaccharide binding. The transcript is spliced from 2 exons.